Molecule: messenger RNA, 611 nt
Organism: Epinephelus fuscoguttatus (brown-marbled grouper)
Lineage: Eukaryota; Metazoa; Chordata; Actinopteri; Perciformes; Serranidae
Product: cytochrome c oxidase subunit 6A, mitochondrial
Exons: 3
Coding region: 54-389 (111 amino acids)
Biological process (GO): mitochondrial electron transport, cytochrome c to oxygen
Cellular component (GO): mitochondrial inner membrane
Molecular function (GO): enzyme regulator activity
Source: RefSeq, a predicted model, not a curated record
CGUGACACCUCUGUACAAAGUCCUUCCGGUCUCUUCGUCUCUCAGAAAGGAAAAUGGCGGCCCUCGGACGGUUCUCUCAAAUGUUGCUGCGGUCUUCUUUGACCCAGACCCGGCGUCAGCUUUCUGCGGCUGCUGAGGGACACGGCGACCAAGCAGCACGGACCUGGAAGAUUCUCACCUUUGUGGUUGCUCUACCUGGUGUUGCAGUGUGCAUGUUGAAUAUGUACCUGAAAGAGCAGCACCAUACCCACGAACAGCCAGAGUUUGUCCCUUACUCCCACCUCCGCAUUCGCAGCAAGCGUUUCCCUUGGGGAGAUGGCACCAAAACCCUUUUCCACAACUCGCAUGUGAAUGCCCUUCCUGACGGCUAUGAGGGCCACGAUGAGUAAAGCCCUCCUCCAGACCUCUUAACUGGCACAGGGACCAGUCCUCCCUCCGUAUUUGUUACUUGACCACACCUACAUUUACAGUUUACUCUUCAGUUUUGUUGUUUUACCUCUGUGCUCUCGCCACGGGGCACCUGAACCAAUAGCUCCUUUACUUUGGACCAUAAAGCAAAAAUGUCAGACUGAAACUGAAUUAACAUAAAUAAAGUAACUAUUAUUACCUCA